AUCAGCCAUGAUGGCAGUGUCAUUGAGAUCACGCACAGGUGCCGCACCGACACCAAUUACCACUUAUUACCAUCUCACACUACCCCACGCACCCUAUCGCCCAGAAUGAAGAUCUCCCCCGUCUCAAUCAGCUUCAUCAUCCUCGCUGCCAUGGGUGUGGCUGCUACCCCGCUCAAUCAUGCCGAAUCAGUCGGCGUGAGAAGCGAGAACAACGUUCAGGUCAAAUACGAUGGACAAUGCCGGAAGAGUGAAAAUCAAUGCCGGUACACCGCGCAAAGUGGAAGGACUGCUAUCUGCAAGUGCCAAUUCCGAAAGUGCAGUAAGGACGGCGCCAAGUGCAAUUUCGACUCCUACAAUAGGGAUUGCAACUGCUACUAGUGGUUUGCGCAUGGCUGGCUCUGGGCGAAGCUAAUGUGUGUCCUGUGGAGCCGUACGGGGUCGCGACGUCGGACUUCUCAGUCAGUGGGAGGGAUGGAAAUCACAGGUUGUUGCUACUAAUUAUCUGCUGUCGGAAAUUUCUGUUCUUUCUCUUAGUCUAAAGAAAC
Messenger RNA from Aspergillus brunneoviolaceus CBS 621.78, 545 nucleotides. Its product is annotated as antimicrobial peptide. The transcript has 3 exons. Gene Ontology annotation, biological process: defense response to fungus. Bases 106 to 378 code for a protein of 90 amino acids. The record is from RefSeq and is a predicted model, not a curated record. Lineage: Eukaryota; Fungi; Ascomycota; Eurotiomycetes; Eurotiales; Aspergillaceae.